CGAAAUUCGAAUUCCUUCUUCCCAUGAUGGGAUUCUAUCCGAUUUUCUGACCUUUCCAAAUGUUGAAAACCUACCGGCUUUCUCAAUCUGUUGUCUAUCAUUAGUAAUCCUUCAAAUUCAUCGCCGUUGCUCGCAGUGAUCCUCGCGGGGUUCUCACCGACUCUUGAUCGGCAACUGAGCGGGUUAAGUUCCGCAUCGACUGAUCCCGACGAUCACUGGUCGGAAUCUACAGAACUACGUACCCUGAAUACAUUCGAACCCACCCACUCGCCCUUGUUGCUUCAUUUAUUUCUAGGUAAAACUAUAUCCACACUCUCAGUGCGAUGGCUACCAUCCACGACAAUGACGAGCUUCUUUUAGCCCGCAUUGGCUACAAACAGGAAUUGAAACGCGAAUUCUCAAAAUGGUCCACCGUCUCUUAUGCCAUCUCCAUCCUAGGCAUACUAGGCUCAGUACCCGCCACUUUCGGCGCUCCCCUGGCCGCAGGAGGCCCAGCAACUGCAGUAUGGUGUUGGUUCGUGGGCUCUUGCAUGGCCUUGUGUAUCGGCAGCUCGGUGGCAGAGCUGGUCUCUGCGUAUCCUACUGCUGGGGGCAUGUACUUCGUCACCAAGCAUGUAGUUCCAGAUGAACAUGUGCCUAUCUUCUCCUGGGUACAGGGGUGGUGUAACCUCCUCGGCCAGACGGCGGGAGUGUCCAGUGUCGCCUAUACUGUCAGCCAGAUGUUACUUGCUUGCGCGAGUAUGAAUUCGGAGCUGGUGGAUGGGGAGUAUUCAUACUCACCUUCUGCAUUGGAUACGGUGCUCUUGUCUGUGAUAUUGCUCUGCCUACUGGGUGUGAUCUGCUCAAUGACCACCAAAUCUCUGCACCAGAUCUUCCUUUGGUUUGCCCCAAUAAAUAUUGCCGCGACCUUCUGUAUCUGCUUCUCCCUGUUAUGGUUCACCCCCCAGAAGCAACCAGCUACCUGGGUGUUUACUCACUUCACAGAUGGAUCCGGAUGGGGAUCAAAGGUAUUCUCAUUCCUACUAGGCUUCAUCUCAGUUGCAUGGACAAUGACCGACUACGACGGAACCACACACAUGUCCGAAGAAACCCACAACGCAGCAGACCUUGGCCCCCUAGCCAUCCAAUGGGCCGUGAUAGUAUCCGGCAUACUCGGCUGGAUUUUGACUAUAUCAAUGUGCUUCUGCCUCACCGACUACGAAGGCAUCCUCAACACCCCCACCGGCCUCCCAGCAGCCCAGAUCUUCCUUAAUGCCGGAGGCAAGCUAGGCGGCUCAGCGAUGUGGGGACUAGCAAUCCUCGUACAGUUCUUCACCGGCUGUUCCGCCAUGCUAGCAGACACUCGAAUGGCCUACGCAUUUGCUCGUGACGAAGCCCUACCCUUUUCUUCCUUCCUCUCCCAAAUAAACCCAUACACCCAAACCCCCGUCAAUGCCGUCUGGUUCGUCGUCUUCUUCAGCAUCUGCCUGAACUGCAUUGCCAUCGGCUCGACCCACACCGCCACCGCGAUCUUCAGCAUCACCGCGCCAGCAUUAGACCUCUCCUACGUGUCUGUAAUAUUGGCACACCAGAUAUACAGAAAACAGGUCAAGUUCAUCGAGGGACCGUUUACGUUGGGGCGAUGGGGACCGUACAUCAACUGGGUAUCGGUAAUAUGGGUGAUGUUUAUCAGCUCGGUGCUGUUCUUUCCGCCGACGGUGCCGGUGACGGUGUCGAAUAUGAACUACGGUAUCUGCGUCGGUAUUUUCAUCGCUGCGUUUGCGCUGGUUUGGUGGUGGGUUGCUGCGAGGGGGAGAUACACUGGCCCUCGAACAACGGAGCAUAUGCAACCUAUUCCGGCUGAGGAAGCAGGUCUUGACUAUGGGACUAUGCAGUGAUAGAUGGACACUAUCUCUCCUGUUCCACACACUGAAAACUCCAAACGUAACCAUCCAUUCUGGAACAGACUCCAGCAGCUGAAUGGUACCUUACCCCUGAGAACAGAUAUAGAUCGAAUAGAAUAGACUUAGCUUAGCUCCUU
This is a messenger RNA of Aspergillus costaricaensis CBS 115574, 2020 nucleotides long. Its product is annotated as amino acid permease. The transcript is spliced from 8 exons. Gene Ontology annotation, molecular function: transmembrane transporter activity. Gene Ontology annotation, cellular component: membrane. Bases 324 to 1877 code for a protein of 517 amino acids. NCBI's taxonomy places the organism in Eukaryota, Fungi, Ascomycota, Eurotiomycetes, Eurotiales, Aspergillaceae. The record is from RefSeq and is a predicted model, not a curated record. Gene Ontology annotation, biological process: transmembrane transport; amino acid transport.